Pyricularia oryzae 70-15 is the source of this 2292-nucleotide messenger RNA. RefSeq lists its product as uncharacterized. The record is from RefSeq and is a predicted model, not a curated record. NCBI's taxonomy places the organism in Eukaryota, Fungi, Ascomycota, Sordariomycetes, Magnaporthales, Pyriculariaceae. The transcript has a single exon. Bases 1050 to 2012 code for a protein of 320 amino acids.
GGAAAUUAUGAAAAAAAAACCAUCUUCUAUUAGUCCGAAUGACACUUUUCCGACUUUGAUGAUGCCUAGGUACGUACCUACCUAGGUACCUUACAGGCCAGGUGUCUCGGCCUCCGCACAACCAUCGUCUCAAGGCAGAUUCGAUUUUUUUUAUGACGGCCUUGAAUCUUCCCAGGUGAGUGAGCGUCAUACCGAGUCCAGCAUCAUCUUUUAUUACAAAGUGGGUAGGUACAGUAGGUAGGUACUUCGUACUUUGUAAGACCGAGGUUCCCGUUCGCCUCUCAAAAGUUUGGGAUGCCUUACCUCACCUGGAAUUAUCGCCCAGCUUGAGCCAAGGCUUCCGGUGCACCGUGCUUUUUUUUCCCUGAUUGACCAUCACACAAUCAAUCACCCAUUCGUCCACGGCCUCAGUUGACGUCAGCGGGAAUGCCACUGGAAGAUCAGCGCAAAAUGCGGUCAUUGACGAUGCACACACAAUAACCCGGCAAAUCACAGUCAAUGUUUUAACUCCUACCGGUACGCAAAUCCGAUUCAUCUGUGGAUGCCAGCCGCUGCCCCCUUUGACGCCACAAGUUCUGGACUUCAGGGACCCGGACCCCCUACCUACCAAAAAAAAAAAAAAAAAAAAAAAAAAACACAGUCGAAUACAUCACCCCCACUCGAUCUAAUUACGACGGUAGCCCCGUAAUCCCUGCACCGAAACUCUGUUGCUGGUAGCGAAGGCCAGUGACAGCAUCUCAACUCUUUUCGGUCUCGGGCUGUUUUAACAAAAAGGAAAGCCCGGUCCUGUCAUCCCUGAGGAAAUUUUGUCCUGUAUUGUUGACCAGACUGGAAGGUUACAUGCACCUAUAAUUCCCUGCCUCUGACCAAGGAUCCCACCUCUUUUACAUUUUCGACCUUCUUUACAUCGUAUUGUUAUCCAUUUGUCUAUUCUAAUAAUUCGACUUUACUCGCGUCCAACCGACGACGCAUUUUGUUUACCCUUAUCGCACACCGUGUCAAACAAUGUGCCUACGACACUGUUGAAGAACCACGUUGAUCCUCGAGCCAUGCCAGACGCUAUCCAAGAUGUUCCGGUAGACCGUACCAAGAAACCGAUCCCUCCCGAGCUCAUCCAUCUCACCGAGCCAUUCGAAAAUGGCUAUCACUUUCCGCCCAAGUAUCCUUUUGGAGAGACUUGCAAGCAUGCCUGGUCUAUUUCUUGGCGUUGGGUGCUGACGAUCAAGGGCUUCCUCAUUACCAUCUAUGGCUUGAACGUCGUGGCCUGGGGUGGCAUGCUCUUCCUACUGCUCUGCAACGCGUCGCCCGCCAUGUGCAUCCCCAACUGCGACGACAAGGCUACAUCUCCCCGGCAGAUAUGGCUGGAAAUAGCGUCCCAGAUCCUCAACGCACUCUUCUGCGUGACGGGAUUUGGACUGGCGCCUUGGAGGUUUCGCGACCUGUACUACCUCAUGAAGUACCGCAUCUCGGACGAUUUUGACGGCAUACGUACUCUCGCCGGCAUCCACAAAGGCUGGUUUCGCCUUCCCGAAUCACAAACACUUCCUCUCGAUGUCGGUCCCGACAACCUCAACGAAAACGUACCACGUGUGGCGAUUCCGCUGCCCGAGAAAAAGACACCCAAGCCGCCUUUGAGCGGCAUGCGGGCACCUCCCACGGCUAUUUGGAAACUCGAUGCCGUCAUCUGGCUCUUCGUGUGGAAUACCUUCUUGCAGAUCGGGUUGGCCACAUGUAUGUGGGCCAUGGACCGGUUCAACAGGCCGCCUGCUGUCACCGGUAUUCUCGUUGGCUUUGGCUGUGUUGUGGCAAUGAUCGGAGGACAGAUCAUGGGAUCUGAGGGAUCGUCAGUCAAAUCAGUCGAAGGUAUACCUCUGGAUGACGAGGACAGGGAGAGGCUGCGUGCUGAUGAGGCGAAGGGCAUCCUUCAUUACAACAACAAGAAGGACAAGCUGCCUAAAGAGAUACGGAAGGCUGCGAAGGACAAGGAGGCUGGGGAAAAGAUAUCAGUAUAGCCUAUCGACUUUUGGAAAAUUCAUGAUAGGGAGUGCAGUACAACGCACUGGUGGCGGGCUGCGUCACACCCCUGUUUCCUUCUUUAUUUAUUUUUAAUCUGCUUGGCUUUUGUUAACGUUACUUGUAACAAUUAUGUGGCUAGCAUGGGGUUUGGCGUCGGGUUCGGGAAGAGUACACAAGAUAGCAUAAUCGAUUUUGUUUAUUGUGUUGUUUGUUGACUUUGGUGUAGAUACUGCCCUCAGAUACUAACCUCUGGACCUAUACACUGCCAUCAUCUGU